UCAGUCAAAAUUUUAAUCUAAAACAGUGAAGUCGUGUUUAUUCUUAGUUUAAAAAUGAAAAUUUUAUUUGUUCUUAUGUUGGCUUUAGCUGCUCUGUUUGCUUUCGCUCAGGCAGAAGAGAAGUGUGACGAAGCAUGUCCUUACAAUUAUGCGCCUGUUUGUGCUAAACCUCUUACUGGAACAGGAAAAGCUUUGACCUUCGGCAAUGAUUGUGCUGUAAGAGUUUACUCAUGUGAAACGAAAACAAGUUCGAAAGCUCCAACAUUUCCAGACGAUGGAAAACUUCGAUUAUAUACAAUGAAAUUUUGUCCUUUCGGUCAUCGUUCACAACUUAUAGUUGAAGCGAAUAAAAUACCGAAUCAUACUGUUUUUGUGAAUACAAAAGAUAAACCUGAAUGGUUUAUAGAAAAAUCGCCAACGGCUAAAGUUCCCACACUUGAGAUACCAAAUAAACCCGAGCCACUAGUUGAAUCAUUGAUAGUUUCAGAUUAUUUGGUUGAUUAUCAGCCAAACAGUUCAUUAAAAAGCAGUGAUUCUUAUCAGAGAGCUUUGGAUAACAUUCUUCUUGAUCGUUACAAUGGAGUUAUUUCACUUUUUUAUGCGAUGCUUCGAGGAACAGCAGAAAGCACACCUGAAAACGUUACUAAGUUUUUCAAUGCUUUGGAGUAUUAUGAAAACCAAUUGAAAAAGCGUGGAACAAAAUUCUUCAAUGGAAGUAGGCCUGGAUUUGUUGACUACAUGAUUUGGCCAUGGAUUGAACGGAUUGACAUCGUGCCCAACCUUAUUAAAGGAACCUUUGAAUGGGAUGAAAAUCGAUUCAAAAAUUUUUUAACAUGGAAGAAAGACAUGGAACAAGAUCCAACAGUUAACACUUUCUGGCUUUCUGUUGAAGAUCACACAACCUUCAUCACAACUUUUGCGGCUGGCAAUCCAAAUUUUUACAUUCAACUGAUUUCAGUGGUCUUCAUUGCCACACUUACAAAUACCAGCCCAGCAAAGAAGGAUUCAUGUCAAACAGUAUGUACUGCUGACUACACGCCCAUUUGCGCACAAAUUGCUCAGGGUAAAGGAGCUGACAUCACAUUUGGAAAUUCAUGCGUCUUAGCAAACUACAAUUGUCAACAUAAAGACAGAGCAUACACGCGUAAAAGCGAUGGCGAAUGUCCAGGAAAAGCUCCAGUUCGCUUGUAAUGAAAUGUUCUGAAAUAUCAUCACCUUCAUGGUUCAUGAACACAUUUAAAACAAACUCACAAUGAUAACAAUGGACGAGAAAAAUUUUCGAUAACUACAAUGAUGAAAACAAUUUGUUAAUAAACAAAGCAAAUUCUCCUCA
Messenger RNA from Clunio marinus, 1333 nucleotides. The record is from the annotation of a GenBank genome assembly. Lineage: Eukaryota; Metazoa; Arthropoda; Insecta; Diptera; Chironomidae.